AUGAGCGACUCUGAUGACAGCGGCAGCUCGUCAGGCAUUCCUGCCUGGCAGCGCGAACAACAACAGAGCGAGCCCCAGCUGGAUGUUGAGUCUGAGCCUGCAUCGCAACAAUCCCAAGAGGAUACCCCUACCGAUGACAAGCUCGAGGUCGCGCGGCGCUUCCUUCAGGACGACGAAAUAAAGGACGCACCAAGAGAAAAGAAGGAAGAGUUUCUCAGGGGCAAGGGGCUGGAGCCUGCAGAGAUAGAGGAGCUACUGGGCAGCGGUUCAGCACCAGAACCAGCGCAACAGACUGCGCGAACAGAACCCGUUGAAGCCGAGCCAGCAACGAUCCCAACACCCGAACCGCACGCGCCUACUCCCGCUCCCUCUUCCACACAAAACGAGAUCUCUCUUCCAAGAACAAACGAUAAUCCCCCCGUUGUUACAUACCCCGAAUUCCUCACCAAACCAACCCGCCCACCACCACUAGUCACAGCAAAUGGCAUCUUGAACACUCUCUACGCCUUUGCCGGCAUUUCAACCCUUCUAUACGGCACAAGCAAGUUCCUCGUUGCCCCUAUGGUCGAGAACCUCAACGAAGCCCGUACAGAGCUCCACGACGCAACCAACAAGAAGCUGUCGGCCAUUAUCGAGAAACUCGAAAGCACCGUCUCCGAGAUUCCCGCCCCCAAGAAGACCGGCGCCGAGGCACCAAAGGACGACGGCACAAGCAGCGACCCGGACGUUGAGGAUCCUUCAGAAAUGUUCCACCGCGACAUCGGCACCCAGACGUCCAACCCCCCGACGCCACCACUAGGCUCCUACAUGGACCAGAAGAAUGGACGAUGGGGCACCAGUUUAGCUGGACAAGGGAACAAUGCUACCGCCGACGCCAAGGUGAAGAGCCUUGCGCAACACGCGACAGAGAUCAAAGAUAAGUGCAUCGCCGAAGCGGAGGAUCUCGCGCACGUCAAGUCUGAGAUGGACUUGCUCAAGGAUGAUCUUAUGCAGCUGGCGUAUCCAGCACCCAAGGAGUUCACGGGCGGUCUUUACGGCUUCCGCUCCAAUGAGCCUGAUGACGAGACCAAAAAGGCCAAGGACAACAUCCGACGUAUCAAGGGUGUGUUGCUCAGUACAAGGAACUUCCCCGCCUCCGUCAGGUAG
Colletotrichum siamense is the source of this 1146-nucleotide messenger RNA. RefSeq lists its product as uncharacterized. The transcript has 2 exons. Bases 1 to 1146 code for a protein of 381 amino acids. Gene Ontology annotation, cellular component: peroxisomal importomer complex; peroxisomal membrane. NCBI's taxonomy places the organism in Eukaryota, Fungi, Ascomycota, Sordariomycetes, Glomerellales, Glomerellaceae. Gene Ontology annotation, biological process: protein import into peroxisome matrix, docking. Gene Ontology annotation, molecular function: signaling receptor binding. The record is from RefSeq and is a predicted model, not a curated record.